This is a messenger RNA of Closterium sp. Naga37s-1, 1611 nucleotides long. The record is from the annotation of a GenBank genome assembly. Lineage: Eukaryota; Viridiplantae; Streptophyta; Zygnematophyceae; Desmidiales; Closteriaceae.
AUGGCGGCAAAACGUCCCGCAUACGAUGAGGUCGCCGCGACAGCGCUCCCCUUCCUCCUCCUCCUCAUCCUUUCAGCAUCGACGGACGCCGCAGCUCGACCCACCAUCAGCGCUCUCCUCGCCGCCACUGGACCAGCGGCGCACCGCGUUGGCGGCGCCGGCCGCGUCGAGCAUCUCGCGCGGCGGGCCCUUCAAGACGUCCCCGAGAACGAGCCGGGGGUUGAACCACCUGAGGAAUGCCAGCAAGGGGAGCUCAAGUGCCCCAGUGGCGGCGGGUGCAUGCUCGAGUCGCAGGUGUGCGACGGCGCGCCGCAUUGCUCCGACGGCAGCGACGAGUCGUUCGACUUCUGCCGCUCUUUCGACUGCGGACGCGUUAACAAGGAGUCCUCCUGCCCCACGCUCGCCGGGUGCGUGCCCCUGAGGGGCGAGUGCAACGGGGUGGCGGACUGCGCGGACGUGCCACCACGUGCCCUGCCCCCUUGCUCACCAACUGUCUGCCUUUUCUUCUCUUUUGCCCCCCUCCCCUUGCUCACCACUGGCAGGCGUCCUGCCCCUCGGGCACCGGGUGCAUGCCCCCGGGCAGCGAGUGCAACAACGACGCGGACUGCGCGGACAGCCGCAACUCUUUCCCCCAACCCUUUCCUUAUUUCUCCCUUUCCCUCGUUUCCCCAUUGGGUCCGCCAGGAGUCCUGCCCCUCGGGCACCGGGUGCAUGCCCCCGGGCAGCGCGUGCAACAACGACGCGGACUGCGCGGACGGCAGCGACGAGGGGUUGCAGUGCCUGGGCUUCUACCCGGGCGGCUACCCGGACGACAGCAACUACUGCGCCGACCAGGGCAUGGAGCAGUGCCCCUCCGACAGCUAUUACGCGUGCCUGCGGCAGCAGGAUUUCUGCGACGGUUACCAGACGUGUUACGACGGGUAUGAUGAGAGGAAUUGCGAGAGCCACGUGUGCUCGUCCGGGAUGAUUCAGUGCCCUAAAACGUUCUACUGCGCGCGGGGCACGCUCUGUGACGGCGUGCAGGACUGUUUUGUGCUUGACGAGGCGGAGGAUGAGGAUAAGGCGUUUUGUAGAGGGUAUAGUUGCCCGGAUGGGUUUAAGAAGUGUGCGGAUGGGUUGCAGUGCGUGGCAGAGGGGUUGUUUUGCGACGGGGCGGUGAAUUGCAAUGAUGGGAGUGACGAAGGGCCGGCGUCGUGUACUACUACUCCUCCUACUGCUACCCCCAGUGGCGGUGGCGGCAGCGGCAGUGGGUCUUCUGGAGGCACUGUUGUUGUGCUGAGCGCAGAGGAGGUGGCAAGGCAGAGGAAGGAAGCAGCGGCUAGGAGGGCGGCUGCUGUUGCUGCUAAGAAGCAAGCUGCUGCUGCUAAGCAUGCUGCUGUGGAGGCACGUCGGGCAAAGCAGGAGGCGAAAGCAGCUGCGAUUGCUGAGAAGAAGAAGAAGCAGGAGGAGAAGGCUGCUGCUGUUGCGGAGAAGAAGAGGCUUCAGGAAGCUAAGGCGGCUGCUAUCGCUGAGAAGAAACGGAAGCAGGAAGAGAAAGCGGCUGCUAUUGCAGAGAAGAAGAGGAAGCAGGAAGAGAAAGCUGCUGCUAUUGCUGAAAAGAAAAGGAAGUAG